Oppiella nova is the source of this 1273-nucleotide messenger RNA. Lineage: Eukaryota; Metazoa; Arthropoda; Arachnida; Sarcoptiformes; Oppiidae. The record is from the annotation of a GenBank genome assembly.
AACAAAAUAAGUGGUAAUCACUGGAAAUAUGUCCGCAAAGUGUCUCAUAAAUAGUCUUAUUGUGAUUCUGACAGCCAGUCUGUACACAAAUGCCGACUCCUUCAGCCAAUACGAGAUUAGGGACACCGAUGGCAGGGGAACUGGAGUUUAUCGGCACUUACACUAUAACCUAACAUGUAUUCCCAACACUAAAUCCGAUGACCUGUGUUAUACUAAUGGACUGGUAGUGUUUGAUAUCAUAUACGGUGUCUACUACUCGGCCAACACUACCAGUGCUAAGGAUAGCCACCGGGGGUUCUUCGUGUGGAACUCCACUAGAAUUUCAGAUCAAAACACCGAUACACUUGAGUUGAUGAUCCAGUUCACCACCGAUGACAUGAUUGUCACACCACGUGUUAAGUACAUGCGGUCUAUUAGACUGACCAUGGUCAAUCUCGAUGAAUACACGUCCACUUCAGUACUUAAGGAAUUGACAUUCACUUCAAGUUUAAAGGAUGCGUUGAACCACUCGCUGGCAAACGUGGAUAUAAUGCAGAACUCAAUCAUCAAUAACCCGUCAAACGCUAAAAUACGCGAAAAAGUAAGCAAGGACACCAAAUACAAAAUGGAAAGUACGCUCACAUACGGCCAGGCCUUUCGCAACCUAACCAACUACCACAUGAACACCCGGGUUGAGGCGGGCGCCGGCAUUAAGAUCUGGAAACUGAAGGCCGAGCUCGAGAGGGCUGUCGAGGAGGGCGUCGCUCAAGAGUUUGAGUACAACUCCAACACAUCCCAGUCCUCCACCGCCACCACUGAACAGGAGUUCCACUUUUCGCGCGAAAUAACGGUCAACCCGUUUGAAUCGGUUGAGUACAGCGCCUACUUGGAGGUGACCAAAGACCUGUCGGUGCCCUACCGGGCCCUCAAGUACCUGACAGUGUACGGGCCCCGGAGCUAUCAAAAUAAAACGCUAACCUCUCUGGAAACUGCCAUGCUCAUUUGGACACGUACUAAUAUCUCUAAUAUAACCCUAGGCCCGGAUAAUUGUGCGAUAAUACCGGUGCAGGGCAUGUAUGGCAGCACGUUUGGUGUCAAGUCGGUGUUUAAUGUGCACCAAACUGGCCAUGUUGGAAAUAGCACCAUAUUCACGGCUGAUGAGGUACAUGAGCUGAGCGCACAGGGAGGGCCCGGUACUUCGCAUGAAGUGUGCGAAGAUUUUGGUCAGGAAACCGAUAAACUGGUGACCGAUUGUGAUAAUAAAACUUAUAACACAGGAUAUACUCGCAUAUAA